This is a messenger RNA of Loxodonta africana (African savanna elephant), 1014 nucleotides long. RefSeq names its product gamma-crystallin B-like. The coding region runs from base 1 to 534 and encodes 177 amino acids. Lineage: Eukaryota; Metazoa; Chordata; Mammalia; Proboscidea; Elephantidae. Gene Ontology annotation, biological process: lens development in camera-type eye; visual perception. The record is from RefSeq and is a predicted model, not a curated record. The transcript has 3 exons. Gene Ontology annotation, molecular function: structural constituent of eye lens.
AUGGGCAAGAUCACCUUCUACGAGGACCGGGGCUUCCAGGGUCACUGCUACCCAUGCAGCAGUGACUGCCCCAACCUGCAGACCCACUUCAACUGCUGCAACUCCAUCCGGGUGGACAGUGGUUGCUGGAUACUCUAUGAGUACCCCAACUACCAGGGACACCAGUACUUCCUGCGCCGGGGCGAGUACUCUGAUUACCAGCAGUGGAUGGGCCUCAGUGACUCAAUCCGCUCCUGCCACCUCAUCCCCCAGGUGAGUCACCCCGGCACUUACAGAAUGAAGAUAUAUGAGAGAGAGGAAUUCAGAGGACAAAUGACAGAGGUCACAGAUGACUGUCCCUCUCUUCAGGACCGCUUCCACCUCAAUGAAAUCCACUCCCUCAACGUGCUGGAGGGCUGCUGGGUCCUCUAUGAGCUGCCCAACUACCGGGGGCGGCAGUACCUGCUGAGGCCGGGAGAGUACAGGAGAUAUCUUGACUGGGGGGCCGUGAAUGCCAAAGUUGGUUCUUUUAGACGAGUCAUGGAUGUUUACUGAAAUGUUUACUUUUUCCAUUUUUCUCUUUUAAAAUUUAUUAAAACAUUUAGCUUGUGUUUCUGGCACUAAUAGAGUCCUGUCUUUCUUGCAAUCUAUUAAGCAUUCAAAAGCAAUAAAGGCAUUUGGUCAAACACAAGAAUGUGUGUUUUCAAGAUGAAAAGCAAACUCGUACAAGAAUAUUAUUUCCAGUAAUAUUUUAACAGCUAAACUAUGUAAGCUUAAAGAAAAGUUCCAUUCAGUUAGGCUAAAUUCAUUUGUGGUUAGGCCUUUACGGACUAUCUGUAGCUACAAUGAUGAAUUACUGCUUAUUGAAACACCUCAGAUUGUCCCUCCAGGUUAUCACCACCAGAAAUCUUCCCUGUAUAGUCUGAGUCUUAGCUGAUGAGGGAAGUUGUUCUUAACAUUUGGACUUUAACUUUAUCUCCAUAAACAAAUAAAUAAACUAUUACAUUAUCAGCUAUUGUACUCCGUAACCUUCUA